Molecule: messenger RNA, 168 nt
Organism: Penicillium digitatum Pd1
Lineage: Eukaryota; Fungi; Ascomycota; Eurotiomycetes; Eurotiales; Aspergillaceae
Source: RefSeq, a predicted model, not a curated record
AUGAAUAGCGUUCACCGAGCGAAUGUGGCUGCUUAUGCAUCCAAUUCGCCACGCACUCCUUCCAGGGGGCCUGCCCGAGGAUUUUACCAAUGUGGAGUCUGCAAGAAAGAUUAUGGCCGAGCGGAUCAUCUCAUCCGCCAUGUCCGAUCUCGUAUGUUGCUUGGCUAG